Messenger RNA from Parnassius mnemosyne (clouded apollo), 6357 nucleotides. The record is from the annotation of a GenBank genome assembly. Lineage: Eukaryota; Metazoa; Arthropoda; Insecta; Lepidoptera; Papilionidae.
AUGUCGAAGGAGAAACAAAAGUUUUUUAGAUUCUCCGCUUUCAAUUUGGUGAAGCGGCGCCGCUGUAGAGGCUCUUCCAGCGAGUGGGAGGGCUGGGAACGGGGGGGUCGUGUGCGUGUAACCCGGGUUCAGCGACUCGAGUUGCGUCUCGAGCGUCGCUCCAACACGCCUGAAAUUCCCGAUAUGCUUGAAAUGCGGGAUUCGCCUGACAUGCAUUCCACUCCUGACGACGCCGAUCAUUCCUCCUCCGACUCGGAGUCCGACUCCCGAGAGACACCUCCGCCUCCGUUGCUGCGUGCUCUGCAAGCCUACGUCCCUCCCGCACCCCCUGCCAAACCGCCCGAGCCUCCCCCUAGACCCCCGCACGUGCCCACCAUCUUCGAACGCCUCGCCACCGAUACAGGCCCCGGAGGAGUCUGGGGCUUUGCCGCAGAAGCUCAGAAGCAACACCAAAAAACCUUACCCACUUUCGGCUCACGAGAGCAAGCGUCUACGCCCCGACCGAAUGUGGCGCCCGAGAACAAUCUUCCCAAAUCGCCCGAUAACGGCGCCACGGAUCGACGCCGACGACGAAGCAGAUGCGGGGACAGACUCCUGACGACUCUGUUUGACGGCCUUUCGGAGUUCUAUUCUGUUCGGACGGCGUCACGUUCGCAGUCACGGCAUCGGCCCGAGAGAUGUAAAGAAACCGAAGACAGGCAGGUCCUCAAGGAGACGAGAAGCACCUUUAAACGUUACCAGGCGGAACUAAGAGAAACGGAGCCCCGAAAGCGGAGCCCGUUGAGGCUGAAGCGAAGCCCCGUCAGAGUGCCGAGCCCCAAAGAGGCCGAAAGAGUCCGGGAGGGUCCUAGUUUGAGCGCGUCGCAGCUGGUGAGGAACGCGGCGGUGAGCAAAGAGCGCAUCUCAGCGGAGGAGGCCGAUAAACUGUACAGAGGGCUCGCGAUGGCGGCUCGUCAAGCCGGCGGAGAUCGGCCGGCCACCAAUCAGACGGAUGGCAUGAGACUACCGGCUGGUGUAACAGAAGCGGAUGCAGAGUUAUUUGCUCAGGCGCGAGCUAAUGCCGGUGGAGUGUCUGGGGCGGAGCCCGAGGCGGUGCCGACCACUCCGGGCAUUGCUCCCCCGCCUCCAAGGUGUCCCUCGGCAAUAGAGUUUGGCCAAUGGGAGAUUGAAACUUGGUACUCCAGUCCCUUUCCGCAGGAGUAUGCGAGGUUACCAAAACUGUUCCUUUGUGAAUUUUGUCUGAAGUACGCGAAGAGUCGGGCAGUACUUAUGCGGCAUCUAGACAAGUGCCUAUGGCGACAUCCACCUGCGACAGAAAUCUACCGAUGCGGUGACAUAUCCGUGUUCGAAGUUGAUGGAAACGCAAAUAAGAUCUACUGUCAGAACCUCUGCCUCCUCGCAAAAUUGUUCCUAGAUCAUAAGACACUAUACUAUGAUGUGGAACCUUUUCUGUUUUAUGUAUUGACAAAGAAUGAUAGCAAAGGAUGCCACUUAGUGGGGUAUUUUUCAAAGGAGAAGCAUUGUCAGCAAAAGUACAAUGUGUCUUGCAUUAUGACAAUGCCUCAAUAUCAGCGGCAAGGUUAUGGGAGAUUCCUCAUCCAUUUUAGUUAUUUACUAUCGAAAGAAGAAGGGCAGCCAGGUACUCCGGAAAAGCCUUUAUCAGAUCUAGGAAGAGUAUCAUACCAUGCAUAUUGGAAAUCAGUUAUUCUCGAAUACCUUCAUGAUCACAGAGAGAAACCUUUCACAUUUGAAGACAUUGCAUUUACAACAGGAAUGCACAUGAAUGACAUUGCUGUUACCUUUCAAUUACUUGGCUUUGUACGAUAUGUGCCAGAUAAUGAUUCAAUGAAAUUAGGUAUCUGUGUUGACUGGAAUAAAGUAGACAAUCAUGCAAAGAAAAUAAAGAGUAGACCUCGAUUAGAAAUAGAUCCGGAAUGUUUAAGAUGGACCCCCUUAUUAGCACCGACGGUAAAUCCAUUUAGAUCACCAGAAGAAGGUUCUGGUGAUCAAGAAACUGAGAAUGAAGAAACUGAAAUGAAAACAGAAAGUGAAGAUACUGCAACAGAAUCGGAAGCCACCAUAACUAAAUUGGAGACGAAAUCGCAAUCUGAAAAAGAUGAGUUGCCUGUUGAAAUUACUUCUUCUGGUAGACGGCGGACGCGUCCUCUUAAAUAUAGUGAAUCAACUUAUCAAACUACCCCAACUAUCAAUGAUGGUGGUCGUAAAAGGAAACGAGAUGUCAACAGAAAAAUAUCGGAAACAAAUAAUGAUGAGGAGAAGAAUAAAGAUGAGGAAAUACCUAAAAGGCAAAGAAGCAAAAGUGUCGCACGUAGAUCUUCACGAGCUAUCCAAAAUGAUAUUAGUGAUACAAAUAGUAUUAAUAGAACUAGACGACGGAGCGUUAAAGAACCUACUUAUGCGUCUGAUAGCCAGGAAAGUCAAGAGAGUAUUGACACCGAAGUUAAAAAUACUCCAAUCGUUAAAACAGUUCAGGCUAAAACGAAAAGAAAAAUGGCGUGGAGGGGCCGACAGACAAAGCGACAAAAGGUUAAUAGACCGGAUAAUGCUAGAAGUAGUUCUCCUGAAGUUAAGAAACCUAAAGUUGACGAAAAAGAGGAAAUUACUGAUUACAAAACAGAUGAUUCUCAAGGACAACAUAACAACAUUUUAUCCGCUGCUAUUGAAGAACAAGAACAGACUGCCAAAAACCAAAUUGUUGAUAACAAAACUGAAGAAAAGGCAAAGAACUCUGACGCUAGUUCAGAAGAUUCAUCCGGUGAAGCUGACGAUGAAAUGGAUGUGGAAGAAGGGGAAGAUAGGCAAAGCGUGCCGAGCAAACCUGCUACACCGCGACAUCUCGAAGAAAAUAGCACCGACCAUCACACCAGUGAUAUGGAGCUUGAUAGUAUACACAUGGACUCUCCUAAAUCUAUUGCUGAAAAAGAUCAAGUUAUAAAUGAAACAUCAACAAUCGACAAACCUGAAGAAGAAGAGAACAGUAAUGUUAAAGAUAUACCCGAAGAUUUCAAUGUUAAUUCUGAAAAUGCAGAACUUAAAGAAAUUAGUGAUGAUCAAAAGGAAGAUCUUGAUAAAACCCCUGAAAAUACCAACGGUGAUAUUGUUGCACCAGUGAAACCUACCCUUGAUGACAAAGACACAAUAGUAAUUUCAGAAUCCGAUGAUAAUAAUAGUCAAAGUUGUCCAUUGCCUUCACCUAAAUCAAAUAUCGUACCCAUCGUUCAAAAUAAUGAUGUUAAUUUUAAAGAGAUUGAAGAAAACGUAAGUCCUAUAAAGAUUCUACCAGUCGUAUCUACCGAAAAUUCCCACAUUGUCUUAGAUGCGAAAGUCCAAGAAGAAGUGAAUGUUGUAAGACCUCCUGUCGAUCUAAUUGUUCCAAAAGUUCAUCAAAUAGAAACAAUAGUCGUUGAAGGCGAAUCAGACAAUGCUACCUCUCCUCUAACGGGGGUUUCACCGAAGAAAAAUGAUAAUUCUGUCAUAAAUGAAUUUAAACAGAAAAAGCCAGAGGAAGAAUGUAAAGAGAUAAUUUUAGAACAGAAAAAAUUCGAGGUUAGAAAAGAAACAGUUAUACAACAUCAAGUAACAGAAGAAGUUAAACAGCCUGAGAAAAAGUCUCCUAACAAAAUUGAAACAAUCAUACAAAACCUGGAUCCAAAUAGAGAUAUGAUGAGUAAUAUAAAGAAACCUGACCAACCGAAAAUAGAUUCUUUUGUGGAAUUGGAUUCUCGGAGUAGUAAAAUGCAAAAUCCAAUGACCAGUAAAGAAAGUGACCUCCCCUUUAGAAACGAUACAAGUAUGAGGAAAGACGAAAUUGUGAUUUCUAGGAACAUAAUAGAAACUAGCAUGCAGGCUUACCAAAACUCUGUAAGCAACUCGAUGACUAUACAACCAAUCAAUUCAUAUUUGAAUAAUAGAACAACUGUAACCAAGGAAUCACAAGCAGUACAGACAGACAAGGUCUCCAUUAAGAUAAAUGAACAAAAUCGUAUUAUAAAUAAUAUCCCUGAUACGGCUCCAGUUGUAAGCAAAUGUCCGACAAAGUUGGAAGUACCUCAUCCCAUAACAUCACCAGUGAUAAAUCCGGUGAUACCCAAAAUUCCAAAUGUGACGGAUAUAAAUUUUCUACCGCGCUGCCAAAGCGCCAACGCAGCAGUGAAUUUGGGUUUGGAAAGGACCGACUUAGAAGCAAAUUUUACAAAUAGCAAUCCCAUGCAAAACGCUUUAAGUGCAUCAAUGAGUAUUAUCCAUGCCAAUUCUCAAGACACAAAAACUGAUCCUAGUCAAAAGCCGCGAGAGAAGAGUAAGUUGCGUGACGUUAGAGUAAAUUCGGCUCACAGUAAGCUCGAAAAAACUGAUAAGAAAACUUCAAAAAACGAGACUCCAAGGAGCACACCGGAACUGAAGAUGUUUUUUCCGGACCAAAGCGCCAACUCACGAAAGCCCGAAACAUCGGUCCCAAUCAACGUAAUAAACACAGCGGCUGUAACAAGUAAAGUGGAAACAAAAACUACCAAUGAAACCCCAAAGAAGCAAGAUUUUUUUAAGAAGGAGAAAUCAAAUGCUGCCAAAUGUGACUCAAAAAACAGUUCAGCUAAGCAUGACAAGGGUUGCACCAUGCAGUUAAAUCUAAAAGCAGACCAAAAUGACUUAAAUAAAAUGCUACCAAAAUUUAAAUAUGACAAUGAAUUAGUCCCAAAGGCAGAUUACACUAUGAAUCAAAUUCCAAAUUACCACACCACUCAUGCACAGUAUCAGUGGUCUGCUUGGGACCCUAGGCUUCAAGGCACGUGGGAUCCCAACAGAUUUUUAGAUAUGAAAAACAAUGAUAAAAACUAUUUGGAUAAAUUCCAAGGAUUCAAUCUACCGCACUUAGAUCAGAUGCAAAAAUCGCCGCAAAAACUUCCGAAGUACGACCAAAAAGAUUUUCACAACCUUGCGUAUGGUGCUUUAUCAAGCGGGAUUUACGGAACAACCGGGCUGCCUCAUUUCAAAGAAACUAAAGCUCCAACGUCAAAGGCUUCGGAAUGUGCGCAAAAGAACGAAUGUAAACCAAGCAAGCAAUCAAAAACAACAACGGCGUGCCAAACGCAAUGUGAAUCAAAGAAGUCACAAUCACAGGCACAAAACGCAGCAGAGGCGCAACUGAAACAGAUGAUGCAGAGACAAGUAAAUAAACAACAGGAAGUGGUCACGAGUUGUGCCGAAUUCAGACAGCAAAGCCCCCAAAUAUUAACAUCACCAGGCUGCAAGACUCCUUUUAAUCAGAAUGGACCGUGUGGUCAGGAGAAGACUGAAAUUGAGAAGAAGUCGCGACAACAAUCAAAAAAGGAAGAAUCCCCAAAGGAUACUAGUAAAGAAGAGAUGUGUGAAGCCGUUAGCCCAGCUUUACAAUCAAUGGGGGUGUAUACUCCUGACUCUACAAGUAAUUCUGUGCACUCGGUCCAGUAUCCAGCCUGUGAACUGGAUGUGAGCCAGUUGGGGUUGGAGUCUCCGACCAGCAUCGGAUCGGACUUGGCGUCACCGUGCUCCAUGAUGCAUAUGCAUCCUGUUCCGAGUCCCCAGUACCCACACUCAUCAAUACACAUACCGUCCAUCAUGUCCCAGACCAAUCAGCCUGCUAAGCAACAAAAGAUCAACAAUCGAAACAGGAGCGCGGCGCAGAGCGGUGGCGGUGGUAGCGGAGGGGGAGGGGGCGGGGGCGCGGAGAGCAAGGCGCUGCGCGGCGCCGCCACGCCGCCCGCGCGCCACCGCGCCACGCCGCCGCACCAGCCGCACGGUGGCACUGUGAUGCAGGGCAGCGGCGGGUACCAGGGCGGGUACCUGUCGUUCCAGCAGCAACAGCAGUACCAUGGCGGCUGGGCGCCCUCCUGCUCGCUCAGCAAGCUGCAGCAGAUGGCCGACGCGCCGCAGCACCACCCGCCGCACACACCGCCCGCCCCACCGUCCGCCGCUCAGUACGGUCAGCAAGCCGGUACUCCGCCGGGCGGGCACUACCACGCCGCCAAGUACUACCCGCCCGCCCACAAUCAGCUCGAAUCACCACGUAACGCCAGGAACGCCACCAGCAACUUGAGCCCGAUGCAGCACAUGCAAAUGGCACCCGGGUCCCGCAUGUCGCCAAACAUCAACACGCACAUCAUCAGCCAGUACGGGCUGAACGGGUACCGGGUGCCUCCGCAGCAGCAGUUCAACAACCUGCAGAUGAUGAACGUGCAGAACGUGCAGUACCCGGCGGCCGACCCGCGCGCGCAGCAGCCCAACGUGUACGCGUACGCCGGCUACAUCAACCCGCCGCCGCCUCUCGCCAUGCAGACCCUCAACUCCACCAUGCGUCGGUAG